Messenger RNA from Paralichthys olivaceus (Japanese flounder), 1029 nucleotides. RefSeq names its product neurogenin 1 (gene neurog1). Gene Ontology annotation, cellular component: nucleus. NCBI's taxonomy places the organism in Eukaryota, Metazoa, Chordata, Actinopteri, Pleuronectiformes, Paralichthyidae. Gene Ontology annotation, molecular function: E-box binding; DNA-binding transcription factor activity, RNA polymerase II-specific; protein dimerization activity. The record is from RefSeq and is a predicted model, not a curated record. Gene Ontology annotation, biological process: forebrain development; sensory organ development; positive regulation of transcription by RNA polymerase II.
UAUAAGAACGCACGCGGGUCAGUCGUGUGCCAGGCUCAGCGGCUCCACAGCAGAAAGACGCACAGAGGCGCGUGUCCAUCAACACAUAGGACCUGUUGGAUCCGCGCUCACGCAACAGCUCGCUCCAGAUCACUAUGGACUUCUUCCCUCACACCGAUGACGAGGACUCCCUCGGCAGUCUCCGGUGCUCGUCCCCGGAGCAGCCGCAGAAGAAGCGGCGGCGCGGCCGCGGCGGAGGCCCGGUGCAGGUUGUGAAGAAGAACCGGAGGGUGAAGGCCAACGACCGGGAGAGGAACCGGAUGCACAGCCUGAACGACGCGCUGGACACGCUGCGCGGUGUCCUGCCCGCGUUCCCCGACGAGACCAAACUCACCAAGAUCGAGACUCUGCGUUUUGCGCACAACUACAUCUGGGCUCUGUCGGAGACAAUCCGCAUCGCAGACCUGGGGAAGACCGGGGACAUCUCGCUGCUGCUGAACCAGACCCGCCACGGUGGAGCCCCGAGCCCCGGCAGCGACACCUGCUCCUGGAGCUCCAGCGGCUCCUCGUCCUCCUCCUCCCCGCCUUACUGCGCCUCCAGCCCGGGCAGCCCCGCCGCGCAGGAGGACCGCGGCUUCCUGCAGCAGGACCCGGUGUUCGGCUUCCGUAGCCUCGUACCGGGCAUCUACUGAGGAAGAGGAGGAAGAGGCCCUGCAGACUCUUCAUCAUCACACGGCAGAGAGACAGGAGACAUUAGACAUGAGACCGAAUCACUGUUGCCUUACAGCCGCUCGUGUCUCUGAGGACAAAUGAAAUAUGUCCACUUCUUUGUGAUUGAGUUGAUUUUGUGUUUUUCCUCAGAAGCUUCGCACUUUUAGUCUCCAGCAGGUUUUUACUCAGAACUUUUAGUGUGAAAAUCCACAAAGACUCAAUUUAUUUAUUCCACUCGACUCGUUUUGCUUGGUCACUUGAUGAAAUUUGUAUUUUGUACAUAACAAGAUUUUUAUUCUAUUUACUUUGCUUUUCUACAAAAUGAAUAAAGUUAUAACG